CGUUCAAACAAUAAUAGUAGCGAAGUUACUUUUCAUUUUGAGUAUUUAAUUACACACUAACUAAAAAGUUAUACUAGUUUAUUCACAUAUCUUUUAGUUUAAUAAGUUGCUAAAUAUAUUUUCUAUAUAAAUAUAAUAUAUAAAUAUAAAUAUAACAUGUCUUCCAAGAAAAAGAAGAUUGAUUCACUUAACAAUGAAAAUGAGGAAAUAAAUGUCAACUUUGAAGGCAGUACCGCGACAUCUCAAGAUGCAGAUGGUAUUAAGCAAUUAUUGCUUCAAUUAUUUUUAAAAGCGCAUAUAAAUUUAACAGAAUUGGCUGACAUUAUAAUUGGACAAAAUUACAUAGGAAGUGUUAUUAAACAAUGUUAUGAUGAUGACGAAGAUUUAAGUGAAGAUGAAGAUCCUAAUUUAAUAUUUGGAAUAACAACUAUCGUUAGUCUUGAAAAUAAUUUAACACUAUCCUGUUUAGAACAAAUAACUGGAUUUCUGCUAGAAAAAGCAGAAAAUAAUUCGGACGACCAUAUUCUUAACAUUUUUAAGGGGGCUCUGGAAGGUCAGAAAGCAGGAUUAUUGAUUAAUGAACGGUUUGUUAAUAUCCCAGCACAAAUUUCGUUACCUCUUUUUGAAAGCUUAGACGCAGAAAUGAAUCAAGCUAUAUCUAAAAAUAAACCUUUUGAUUUUUCUUCACUCAUUUUAAUAAGUAAGUUUUACCGCAAAGUCGAUGGGAAUGGCAAACUUGUUGAGGAUAUAUUAUCUAACUUAGAAGAAGAAUGUUUCGCUCCAUUUAUUAUUGCUUCAUUCGAUUAUUCUGUAGAAAAAGAGGCUGAUAGCGGAAAUUGGGAAGAAGAAGACUUAAAAUUAAUUCCCUUUAGAAAAGUUUCUUUAAUUGAUGCUAAAAAACUGUCUGAUAUGACAAAAUCAUUGAAAAAUUUUCUAAAAUAAACAGAAAAAUUAUAUUUAAUGUA
Messenger RNA from Culicoides brevitarsis, 965 nucleotides. RefSeq names its product protein BCCIP homolog. Lineage: Eukaryota; Metazoa; Arthropoda; Insecta; Diptera; Ceratopogonidae. The transcript is spliced from 3 exons. Gene Ontology annotation, cellular component: nucleus. The coding region runs from base 157 to 942 and encodes 261 amino acids. The record is from RefSeq and is a predicted model, not a curated record.